GCGGACAUGACUGUUGAGCCUACUCGAUGCUUGCAGUCAGUGCUGGACGGUGAGCAAGGUUCUCCGGAUGGCUGCCCCACUGGUGAGAUCGCCAGGGUGAAUGCCUUUCAGGGCAUGCGCAUCACUCUUCUGGGUGACUCGGUUGGCCAGCUUGUCUUUCUUGGUAUGCAUGCUAUUGCUGCUGGGGCAAAGACGCCGGUCCCGAGGCUCAAGCCCAACAAGAACCGCGCGUUUGACGUGGCAGAGCUCAACGCCAAGCUCGAGUACGUCUACGCGCCAUAUCUGGAGGACAUCGAACGCGAGCUGCUGGCUCUGACGCUAGCACCGGCUGAGGAUGCCCCGCAUGUGGUCAUCUGCAACGUCGGCCUGCACGAUCUCCUUUAUCGUCCAAAGCUCGGCCGCAGCGAGCUGGCCGAUCGUGUUGAGGCGUUGCUGGUCACGCUGCGCACGGUGGCAGCACGGUGGGCAGCCAACGACAAGACGGGCCCGUCAUGGGGCCUCUGGUUUUCACACACCCCGCUGGUGGAUGCUGCACUUUCGGGUCCGCGUGUGGUCUCAACCAUCUUUCGCGACGAGCACAUCCAAAAGCUCAACGCCUUGGCGCGCAGCACCAUCACUAGCGGCGAGUACAAUCCACUCACUAGCGGGCUGCUCUAUCUUGACCUCCACACUCUGCUGAGUGCCGAGAGCAAGAAGCUUGCAAGCCAUGUCCCCGACGGCCUUCACUUUGACGCCGAAGUGGCGAUGAAGAUUGGCGGCGCACUGGUACAAACUCUUGCGGCGCGGCGUGUCAAGUCGGCGUCGAGCCAGGCUUUGUCACCAAAGACUGUCCAUCCAGAUUGGCGGCCGUCACGCUGGCUGGAGGCCGCUCAUGCUGUUGUAGUCCUCUAUCUGUAUCUCGGCAUCGCUCUCUGGCUCUAUGCCGAGUACCACGCUCUCCUGCACGCCCUCAGCACUUCGCCGUCCCCGUUCCGCGCCCUUGCUCCGACGUGGAUCCUGAGACUCUUGUACACGAACCAGGAACUGGCACAGUUGCAGCCAGAAGGCGGGACAGACAAAGUGGACAUGCCAGCAACAGGACCAAAGGCGGCUGAUGACGCCGAGGCCGGUACGACCAGUGGAGAAAACCUUGGUAUGCCGCCGGCGUUCAACACCAACAAUGCUUUCACCAAGGUCAAGGCCUAUCUGCAGAGCAAGGGCGGGCUUGACCUCGCGCGACAUGUCCUCUUCCUCAGCCUUGUGAUGCUGUACGCCGAUGCCGCCGACGGCGACCCUUCGAUCAAGCUCUGGCCGUCGGCGCCACGGCAGUACUCGCGCGAUCUGUUUGCCUUUCUCAACGUGGCGCUCGGCGCUGCGGCGCUGCUCACCAUCAAGCCUUCUUGGUCGACCAAGGGUGGUUGCGAGGCGGAUGCGGUCAUCCUCAACCGCGAGCAGACCGAGGAGUGGAAGGGGUGGAUGCAGGUGGUGUUUGUGCUCUACCACUACUUUGCUGCCAAGGAGACGUACAACAUGAUCCGGGUCUUCAUCGCGGCGUACGUUUGGAUGACAGGCUUUGGCAACUUUUCGUACUUUUACAUCCGCAAGGACUUCUCCAUGGUUCGGUUGACCAAGAUGAUGUUCCGCCUCAACUUCCUAGUCACUGUGGUGUGCUUCGGCCUGCAGCGGCAGUACAUGUUGUACUACGUCUGCGCCCUCCACACCUUUGCCUUUCUUCAGGUCUACGUCACGAUGUACAUCGGACACGCUUCGAACGAGUCGGUCGCGUUCAUGACAGGCAAGCUCUGUGCUCUUGUUGUCUUCAACUUUGUGCUCUUUGACAUUCCGGGUGUGUUUGAGGUUGUAUUUGCUCCGCUUGCGGGUUUGCUCUCGUACAACGGGUCGCUGCAUGAGUGGCACUUUCGCACGCAUCUUGACCACUACAUGGUGGUGCUGGGCAUGGCGAGCGCGUAUGUACAUCCGCAGGCUACCAAGAUCCUGGGCGCACUCAACGCGCAGCGGCCGGUGGUGCGACACACGACCAAGGCUGUGCUGGCCGCCGUCUGCCUCUGGAUCGGCUACCUUUGGUUUGUCCACAUCCUAGUCGCCAACGACAAGUACGCAUACAACGCACAACAUCCGUACACGGCGUGGCUUCCGAUCCUGCUCUUCAUUGUCCUCCGCAACAUGUUUACGAUCUUGCGCAACUGGCACAUGCAUCUGUUUGCCUGGCUGGGACGCAUCACGCUCGAGACCUACAUCCUUCAGCUUCACAUCUGGCUCUCGCACGACGCCAAGGCUGUCACCGUCUACAUUGACGGCUAUCCGCUCAUCAACUUUGUGCUUGCCACGCUGCUGUACGUUGCGGCUUCGUGGCUGGUGUUCAAGGCCACCGUGGCGCUGUCGGACGCACUCGUUCCGCGCGGUGCCGAACUCCACGAUGUCGCGGUCCGCAUCGCGUGGAGCGCGGGCUGUUUUGCCAUUCCAUGGAUCACACUGAUAUUAGUGGUGUGAGGCGGCACUCGACAGAGACAGACAACAACACAAAGACAUUAACGUA
Thecamonas trahens ATCC 50062 is the source of this 2536-nucleotide messenger RNA. RefSeq lists its product as uncharacterized. Lineage: Eukaryota; Apusomonadida; Apusomonadidae. The record is from RefSeq and is a predicted model, not a curated record. The transcript has a single exon. The coding region runs from base 7 to 2490 and encodes 827 amino acids.